This is a messenger RNA of Ceraceosorus guamensis, 5383 nucleotides long. RefSeq lists its product as hypothetical. NCBI's taxonomy places the organism in Eukaryota, Fungi, Basidiomycota, Exobasidiomycetes, Ceraceosorales, Ceraceosoraceae. The transcript has 5 exons. The record is from RefSeq and is a predicted model, not a curated record. The coding region runs from base 208 to 5187 and encodes 1659 amino acids. Gene Ontology annotation, biological process: tRNA methylation. Gene Ontology annotation, cellular component: cytosol.
UGCAGCGCUUCCAAAAAUGUCUGAUCGCGAAGGGCUUGCUAAUUAAGUCACAUCAGUCGCUCGUCUUGCCAGCCACGCCCUCACCUCACUUCAACGUUUCACUACGUGCUGCACUGUCCUGCCACCUCCGAUCAACCCGCCUCAGGCCGGGACUAGGGACGAUCUGCCAGAUCGCACACGGCUCUCACGCAGUCCGAGAAGUCUAGCAUGUCUCGCAAUGACCGUCGCUCACCAAAGCUACCAUCCAUAGCCUCAGUCACGUCGUCUAAAGCAAAAGCUAUUGUUCAAGGCAUAAGGGAUGUAUACUCACUCCACUCCGCCGAGGCGUCUUCCCCUCGCCAAAAACUGGUGGAACUGUUGCAUGCUUCGCUAGAGCUAUGUAUCAACGCAGUGUGGUGCGAAGACAAAGGAGGUGCCCAUAUCGAGUCUGGAUCCACCCGAGAAGGGCUCGAUUGCCUCACUUGGUCGCUACAAGUCGCCAAGCAUACAAUCGCGUCUGCAUCUAGCUCUACAGACUUGUUGGAGAGCGACGAGCAGCAGAAGUUGGCGCCAGUGUUGUGGACCUGCCUGGGAUCGACUCAUCGUGCGACAUCGCAAAGUGCCGCGAAGCUCCUGGCUGUUGUUGUGGACUAUCUCCCGUCGCAUUGCUUCCUUCUCGACUCUUUCAUUGGAAGAUGCGUGCCUCUACGUGGAGACCGCGCUUCGCUCGCUGCGCUCGCGAUCUUUGCAGCUCACGACGCUGCCUGGGUCCUGGCAAAAGCGCCGACUCUGUACAGCGACUUGCUGGUUAGCGGCAACUCGCACCUCGAUGCUUCCACGUCGAAGAAGGCGAGCAUCGGAAGGUAUCUCCUGCAACAGCUGGCCGUGCAGCACGACUGCGAUCUGUCGUCGUCGCAUCUCACACAAGAAGCGCAAUGGUCGAGAUGGUGUCAAAGCUGGCAGUCCCCGCUCACAGAAGCCUUGUCGACAGGUUCAGCAGCAGCUCGCAAAGAUACGGGUAUCUUUCAUGUCACUGCUCUUCUCGAAGUCGCUCCCGCUGCGCUUCGUGUUCUGCUACAGCAUCUGAACAACACCUCUGCCAAGAAGCCAUAUUUCUUGCACACUUUUCUCACUGUCCUAAGAGCUGCUCAAAGUUUGGGCCUGUUGGCCGUCGAGCGUAGCGACGGCGAAAGCGACAGUCACGGCGACAACGAUGGCGACAACGACGCACUUGAAGUGCCGAGCAUCAUUUUGCAAGAUGCGGCUGCUUCGUCUUCGCCGGAGCUGCAACAGCUUGCAUUGAGUCUAGCUGUUGACUCGCGGUCACGAACAGGGCUCUUCGCCGAGAGGGAAUUGCGUGUAGUCAGGGCCUUCCUUGCCCAAAGCUUCAGCUGCACAGGUCCUGAAAGUAGAGGUAUUGGUCAGAGUACAGUCACGAGGAUGAUGGCAAGGCUGCAGUCUAGCUGCUUUGGCGCAACCCGGGAUUUAAACAGGAUCGCGGCGCUGCAUCCUAGCGACAUCUCGGCCGCGCUUCAGCGCCGCCGCGAGGAAUUGUCAAAUGGUUUGAAGCGCUCAAAGGAUUUUCUGCUCUGGUUAGCUGCUCGAUCGCAGCAUGCCUUGUAUCCAGGAAGCCCCUUCUACGCAUGCUCUAUGGCGCUCUUCUUUCUGGACCAUCUCCUUGCUUUGGAUACCGCUGCCUCCAAAGAUACAGUGAUUGCCUCCAAAGCACCGAAACAUCUAGGAGAGAGCGCUUUCGCGGAGUUUCGCUUCAACCUGCAGUUGACCACACCCCAGCUUGCGCGAGCUCUGCUAACGUGCAUCGACAGUACAUAUCCCGGCAUUCAGGCGAUUGCAAUGGACUUGUUGGCGCGCUUCCCAGCUCCCAUACCUGGGAUGGAGACGAUAGACGCAGCCGAAGGCGCCAUUCUAGCGCGUGCAGCGCGCCUCAUAUUAGGACCCAGAGAGGCAGACAGUACUGCGGCUGCCAGCUUAUCUACGCUCUUCAUGAGGGUGUACGUGCAAAGGUGUCUGUGGUCAGUGAGACCAAUCUCAGCGUUUGCGUUGGGUGCGUUGCGCUUGCCAUCCGAAUCUCGAUCGAAAAGUGCCGGUCCUGAAGCGGGAAGAGCAGGGCUGUCGGUGUUGUUCAUCGACCAACACCUAGAGCUGGUCUCCAACUUGCUUGAUGAAGCUCAAGCCGGUCAGGAAGCUUUGGUCCAAGUCGCAUAUAAUCGGCCUUUGCAUGGCGCUCUGAUUGCUCUGCAGUCCUUGUUCCGCGAAGCAAGCAGUGACCUCCAGCAGAAUCAGACAACAAGUGCUGCAGUCUUCCGCCGAGCAUUGUUUAUCAUCGACCGUGUCUGGUCCAUCACUCGAACAGUCCUGUGUAACAAUGCCCCAGAAGGCCCCGCGGCCUCACAGCCGGACCACGAGAACGCACGUGCGCUAGCCCUGGCAGGUGAAGAAGACGACCAGACCACUGAAGGUACCUCUCCGGCGUAUCAGGCACUACUGUCGUAUUGCUGGCGCAGUAUGAAGGAGGCUUCUCUGCUGCUUGCGCAGCUCGUACAGCUGGCCACCAACCCGGAGACGACGGCAGCAGAUGCCCUUUUAAGCCUUGAAGACCUGCAGAAUGUCGGCAAGCGUUUUGUGGAGUGGAUGACUUGUGUGCGUCACCGAGGCGCUUUCAGUACGAUUGCACCAUCUUUCGCUCAGACAGCAGCCAGCCUACGGAAGCUGCGGAAGUGGCCGGAGGCAAGUGCGUUGCCGCAGCAUUGGCUCUACAGCUUUGUCAAUCUGAUAGAAGACUCUGGAAAGAGCCUUUCAACGACCAGAAGAAGUGCGGGCAUCGGCUCUGCCGUCCUGGCUCUACUCAGUGCAGUGCCUCCGGAAGAUGACAACACUAUUGCGGCCACCAUGCAGCGACUGGUCGACCUUCUCAAAGGCAGCAGUGCUUCGAAUAUAGAGGCACAGACGCACGCGUUCAACAUUACGCGCGUUCUCGUUGACGAUGCUGCUUUAUCUUCUCGGCUUGCAUCUUACAACGGCAACUUGCUUGUAGUCGUUGUCGAACGUUUCAGCUCGGAGCAUUGGGGCAUUCGGAACGCGGCCAUGAUGCUCUUCAGCGCGCUCAUGCGGCGCAUUCUGCCGAGACGGACACCAAAUCUGGACGCGCCCGAGGCUCGUGUACGCUUUCAGGUAUUCUUCACUCACUAUCCAAGUUUGAAAGCCGCAUUGGAGGGCCAGCUUGGACGGCUCAGUAGACUCGCGACUCCACUCGAAAAUGGCACGGUAUCAAGUAGCGUUGGUGACAGCCAAAGUGCUUUGUAUGCCAUUCUGAUGCUGCUGUCGAACCUGCAAGUCGAUAGCAUACAACGCGGUGCCACGCUAAGCCCAGACACCUUCAGAGCAGCUGUAGAGCGUUGCUUGAGCAGCUCGCGUUGGAUGCUUCGCGAGAUUGCAGCCAAGGCCUAUAGCUCUUGUGUUGCGUCAGACGAGCAUGUGAGGGCAGCCACCAGGAUACUGCUCACAUGUUCAAGGGGCGAUCAGAAUCAUGCCCAUGGUAGCAUGCUGGCGGCAGAAAGACUGCUGAUCACUCACGAAGGCCAAGAUCCGGAUGAUGUCGCAUCACUGCGUGAUGCUCUCAAUCAACUCGUGCCUCUUUGGCUGGAAAGCAAUCCAUGCGGACCGACUCAAGCUGCUUUCAUGGGCGUUGCAUUCGCCUUUACAACUAAAUUGGGGCCCCUCGAGUCUCCCAAGAUGACCAGCUUCGCUAGUGCCAUGCUGGCGCAGGGCGCUAUGUCGAGCCACGCUGGCAAACAGAGAGCAGCCGGCUUUCCACGCCUGCUUCAACAGUGCGCACGCUUCGUCGCCCAAGAGUCAUUGUCCGCCGGCAACACCUCUCAGAUACGGAAUGGCCUUCUCAGGAACUCAUCGUCUGACGUGCGCUUCGUUGCCAUCGAAAGCUUGGCAACAUCAGAUCAUGCGGCUCAUCUCACCGACAGUGUGCUUGCGAAUGUUCUGCACAUCUUAACAAAUGGCGCGGAAGAGGUCUGGGUUCAAUGUGCCGCCGGUCGCUUGCUGAGUCGCUGGUGCCUUCGGAAUGCAGGAAGGCAUCUUCCAGGCUCUCCCGGAUCUUUGGCGCGGGUGUCUAGUAUUUUCAGUCGAGCAGAUGCUGCAGAGCCACUUCAAGAAGCGGCAUUACCAGCGUUGGCCAGCCUGGCCAGCGAAGCUGCCGAGCUGCCGGGUCCAACUGCUUCUGCAGCUGUUGCGAACGUUUGCGAACUCAUUGUCCCCUUUUCGGAAGAACGUCAGGCGCUCGACUUGCGGAUCGCUGCAGUGCAAUCACUGUCCCUAAUACAGAAAGCCCUCUUCAGCAGGCAGUGUCCAGCUGACGAUGGUACUAUCGCAGUCAGCGCACAGCAAAGCAAGGCGGUCUUUGAGGCGCGCACAGCUCUCAUCAGAAUGCUCAGCGAUGACGACGAGAAUAUCCGGGAUACUGCUGUUGACGUCUUCACGAACCUUGUCGGCUCCGCUGCUGACGACGACAACUUGCCGACCGUGGAUGCGAUCUUUGAUGCUGCGAUGAGACGCGCGCGGUCUUGGGGAAUGGGCAGCCUCGCUAGCGCAGAGCGCGCAUGGACUUGGAUGGACGAGCGUUACGCCAACACGACACUGUCGUCUUUGUGGGAACGAUGGGUAUGGGGCCAUUUGCUUGUUAGCGAAGAUCGACUACAGCAUGAGUUGCAUGUCAGUGCAGCAUCUCACAGCGUCCUUUUUGCUGAGGAGGCACCGAACCUGUACAGACAGCUCGUUUAUGACCUCGAGACCGCCGCACGCUUUGCGUCGAAAUGCGCCUUGCCACCGGAAUCUGCUGGUGCUGAUGCGCUUUUGGAAGAGCAGCUCGCCGUCUUAGAACGCGUGAGCUCCGUAUUGGCCUCGCGGAGAGGUCGUGUGUCGGAUGAGGUCGAGGCAACUACGCCGGCGCAGUACACACUCGCUCUCCGAUCUGUUCUGGCUUCACAAGCCGUGCGAAAGAGCCUGGCACGCACCGGAACUCAUCCCCGCUCGACACUGCUGGAUCACGCAUCUGCCCUGGAGCUGCGCGUUGCAGCGCAAGCUGGAAUUGGCACGAGAUUGGAAGCUUUUGCGCAGCAGCAAGUUUUGCAAGAUCAUGAGCUGUCGUCGCUUGGCCCGCGCCUCCGAAUUGCGUGAGCCGCAUCUUGUAAAAGCGAUCCCAGAUUUGUGGACUGAUUCAAGAACACCGUCCUCAUGCAAUCUAUACACCUGCUUGCAUCUCUCGCAGUAUGAUAUCAGACUUUUUCUAUCCGAACAUUGGAGGCGUAGAAGGUCACAUAUACAUGCUCAGCCAGCGUUUGAUUUCGCGCGGACACAAGGUCAUCGUGAUCAC